Molecule: messenger RNA, 880 nt
Organism: Tinamus guttatus (white-throated tinamou)
Lineage: Eukaryota; Metazoa; Chordata; Aves; Tinamiformes; Tinamidae
Source: RefSeq, a predicted model, not a curated record
GGUGGUGCAAUUGCAGGACAGCUGACCACAGUCGGGAUGCAGCAGAUGUUUGCCCUGGGGCAAAGGUUAAGGAGACGCUACGUGGAAGAAGCCAACUUCCUCUCACCCACGUUUAAGCCUGCGGAGGUCUUGACCUGUCGUCAUCGUCACCGAUGAAGCAAGCUCUGAAAUCCUCUACCCCAAUUACCAGAACUGCCAGCGCCUGAAGUGCUUGACCAGGGAGGGGUUGAAGAAUGCUCAGCUACAACCAGGUAUCUCUGAUGACUUGAAAACAAUUAAGGAGCAGAUGGGUAUUGAUGGUGAUAAGUCCAUAGAUUUUUUUAAUCUCCUGGAUAACAUUCUCGCUGAGCAGGUGCACAAUUUGCCAAGCUGCCCUGUGCUGAAGAGCUUCUGGGAGACGGUUGAGCGUCGUUCUGUUGACUCAGUGCUUUUCCUCCUGGAGGAGAGUUCGAGAGAAGUCCUUCAGAUGAGUGUUGGUCUUCUUUUCUAUACCUUACAGAAGAACAUUAUGGAAGCAACAGAUCCCUUAACUCCAGCUGGAAAGGCCAGGAAGCUCAUUCUCUAUGCUUCUCAUGACCUUACCCUUAUUCCUCUGCUGGUGGCCCUGGGCACCUUUGAUCACAAGUGGCCGCCUUACGCUGUGGACGUGACCCUGGAACUGUAUCAGCACCAGCAGUCUAAAGAGUGGUUUGUUCGCCUGUCCUACCAUGGAGAGGAACAGGUGGUGAAAGGAUGUAGAGCUGGUCUCUGUCCACUCGAAGAAUUUCUACAAGUUCUUUCACAAUACGCUGUCAGUCCGGAGGAGUACAAUAACCUGUGCUCCCAAAUGGAGCACAGUCAGCAAAGUGACUCAUAAAUAGUUAUCUUAAAUUAAACUUAU